CAUUCACUUUCUUAUCUGUGUCUGUAAUGGCUGGCUAUUUUGCGUGGUGGAUUUUGUGAUUUGUUUGAUUGCAUUUGUCGUUUUGUAUUUUACGAUCCAUACCUGAUUCACACAUUAUGAAGUCUAAAAAGCGACACCAAUCAUCAUCAGAAGAUUCAGAAGAAUCCGAGGCUAGUGUGGAAUCAAAGAGUUCGUCUGAGAGCGAUAGUGAAGAAUCCUCUGCGUCGGAACACCGGCACAAGAAAAAAAGAAAACGUGCUGACUCCUCAGAUUCAGACAGUGAUUCGGACGACCAGCGGCGUUCCAAGAAGCGGAAACAUAAGAAAAAGAAGAAGAAACAUGGCAAAAAGAAGAGGCGUUCUGAAUCUCCCGAGGAAAGUCAAUCAGUUGAAGAAGUUUCUUCGGUCAGCGAAGGUGAAAUCUCUCCUAAAAAAAAGAGAAAACAUAAGCACAAGCAUAAGCAUUCUAAGCGAGCGCGCAGCUCCUCGGCUAGUGUUAUAAUCGAAGAAGAAGAACCAACGGAACGACGCCUGCAUAGCGUCGUUAAGGAGCGUCGUGAAUCGUCUGAAGAACGCGGGCAGCCUCAUACCUAUUAUCCGCGAGACUAUCAUCAAUCAACAGCAGAAAGUGUUGAAAGGGAUCGGGAAGUCCAGCGGUUUUAUCGGGGCUCCAGCAAGGAGCGCAGAUACCAGGAGCACUACCGCUAUCCCCAUGACCGCAAUGACAGGAACCAAAGGUAUGAAGAGCAUAGGUCUCCAGUAGAAGAAUACCACAAACGCCCCAGAGAGGAUAAUUACCAUUCCAGGGAGGAUCCUAGAGGAUUCAACCGUUACAAUCAAUAUGAGGACAGAAGGCCUAAGCGACCCGACUAUGACAAUGGCAGGGAAUACAGAGAAAGGAGACCGCCCCCCGAAGAGCGCUACCGCGAGAGAGAAUAUCCGGACAAGAGAGACAGGUUCAGAGAAGAGGGUUACGGCUCUGAAAGUGACAUCUCUACAGAAAAUUAUAAUGAAUUAAAUCAGAACAUGUUGGUGUUGCAAAGAUAUUUUAAUAUUUGCACAUUACACGAUACAUACUCUAGGCAUGUGUGAGGUUGUUUAUAGAUUUGUUGACGCAUAUUUGAUAUGCUCUUGGACCAAGACGGAUUGGAACAGAUUUUUCAAACCCUUAGAUAUUCUGGAGACGAAGUCUGAUUACGACUUAAAUGCGCGGUUCAACUAGAUAUGAUAACUAGUUGCGUUUAUCUAUCACCAUGUCUAAGUCUUCCAUUUACUUUGGAGUAUAUAAUAUACCUCGAGGACUCGUCAGUAUAGCUCAAUACUCUCUUUUGUAUAUAACAUAUGUAAUAACAACGAAAUACGAAGAAUUUUGGAUGGAUUUUCAAAUGAAACCAUUUAUUUCGUCAUGCAAGAAUUAUGAAACAGAAAAUUAAAUAACAUCUGAUGAAAGCUGCAAUGUAAAUUGUUUGAAAACACUUUGUGUCAAGUUUUACAGAAGUUUAGACAGUAUAAAGAUUUAUACAUCCACAUAACAAUUUUCAGAAUACACAAAGUGUAAAACUUAAUAACUAAACCAUGAACUCUGUAUGGUUUUAGAAGAGAACUUUAUUGAAAAAAAAAAUAAUCUAGACUUUAUUACUCAGGAUGCGUAUUUAAGGAAUAAAAUAAAGUGCAUGAUUACAAGCACGAAAUAUUAUCAAGGAUGUUUAAACAAAGAUAGCAUUGAUCGCAAGACCCAGGAGUGAUACAAUUUAAUACAGCAGCUCUAAACAAUGUAACGGAGGAUGGAUAUUUUUGAAGUUCAAGAAAGAAAUGGUUAAAUGCCACUGAAACUGUUCAAACCCGAAUAUGAUAUUGCUGAUUACAGCUGCACACUAUUUUAUCUGGAAACAAAUUUAAAAAUUGAUUUAUAUUAAUCUAUUUAUAGUGGGAAGAAUUAUUGUAAGAUAUAGCCAAAAUAUAAAUAAAACCAGUGAGCAUAAAACAAGAAAGACUGAGUAUUUAGAAAAAGAAAAAUAGAUAAUAAUUUUUAAAUAUAAGAAGCCUUUAUAAAUAUAUAUUAACUAAUAUAUCUCCUCAAUGCAGAAUGGAAUAAUUGAAAAGCUGCUGAUUGAUUAAAGACAACUCUGACUUAUAUUGGAUAUGUUUGGAAUGACAGUAUAAAUAUAGAAGACCCUGGGCUCCCAAGCAUUAGCUGAGGAUGCUAGCGGGAUGUUGAGAAAAAAACAAAAUAGAGAAAUAGUGGAUUAACUCAGAUUAUGAGUGAUUUCUCAAUAGCUGAAAAUCCAAGACAGGAUCACCAGAGUAGGUAUAUCAUCGUCAAAUCGGGAUUGUUAUUGGGAGUCACGGCCGCGCGACGGACGCCGCGACCGACCGUUCCGGCCUGAGCAGAAGCCCUUCCCGCCGCACCACAGGGAGCAGUCAAGAAGCCCAGACCCGCGUUACAAGAGCCAAGAGCGGCGCCGGCUCGAGGAGCGCAGCAAGU
Messenger RNA from Leguminivora glycinivorella, 2484 nucleotides. RefSeq lists its product as uncharacterized. The transcript is spliced from 9 exons. Bases 117 to 1091 code for a protein of 324 amino acids. NCBI's taxonomy places the organism in Eukaryota, Metazoa, Arthropoda, Insecta, Lepidoptera, Tortricidae. The record is from RefSeq and is a predicted model, not a curated record.